Molecule: messenger RNA, 222 nt
Organism: Racocetra persica
Lineage: Eukaryota; Fungi; Glomeromycota; Glomeromycetes; Diversisporales; Gigasporaceae
Source: the annotation of a GenBank genome assembly
AUGGAUGUAUUAGAUCUUAAUUCAGCUUCUAGAGAAAACUUUGCUAAAGGUAUUGAAAAUGGUUCCAACCUUCAAAUGGAUAGAAUGGAUAGAAAUAAGCCGGCAAAUUUGGUAACUCAAACGUUUAAUGAACUGGAGAAGGAGAAAGACGAAAAAAGGGAAGCGGAAUCCGCAAAAAGAAUAGCGGAAGAAGAACGCGAACAAUUCGCUUCACUUUGGGAG